This is a messenger RNA of Adineta ricciae, 315 nucleotides long. NCBI's taxonomy places the organism in Eukaryota, Metazoa, Rotifera, Eurotatoria, Adinetida, Adinetidae. The record is from the annotation of a GenBank genome assembly.
AUGUCAUCAUCUUCAACUGGCUCGAAGAAAGCUGCUGCUACAAUGCUGAAGAGAAAUCGGUUUUCAGUGAAGAACAAUUCAUCGAAAAACAAAACCAUUGACAGAUCUCAGGAUUCUGAUCAAGCAGAAACCAGAAAAAAUUUUGAUCCUUCGAAAGAAACAAAUGAACACCGUGUAGAAAAUGCUAAUGCAUCGGUCAAUAUUGAUCUGACUGAACGAGUAUUGGAGACAUCACGAAAACAGAAAUUUAAAGAAUUUGCCGGUGUAACAAUAGUGGUGAAAGCAGCGACGAACUCGAAACAUGGUACAGCCUAA